CCGCCAUGCCCCAGGCCUCGGAGCACCGCCUGGGCCGCGCCAGGGACCCCGGUGCCCCCGUGGUGACGGCGCAGCCCCGGGCGGGCUCCCGCCUGCCCAGCGGGCACCGAGCGCUGAGCCAGGAGCGCCAUGCGGCCCCCAACGGGCUCAGCCCGGCCCCCAAACUGCGCCUGCUGCCCCCCCGGCCCCCGCCGCCCCCCGACGACCCCCGCCCCAAGAAGCUGGAGCUGGAGGGGGCCGGGCGGCCAAACGGGGGGACCCCGCUCCCCGCGGGCCGGGGGGGACGCCGGGGGCCGCUCAAGGCCGAUCACGGCGUGAGGGUGCCCGGGGAGCCCCGCAGGUGCCCGGCAGCGCCUCCUUCUCGCUGCCCAGCGCGGCCGAGCGCCACACACCACACGCUGCUGCUGGGCUCGGGCCACGUCGGCCUCAGGAAUUUGGGCAACACGUGCUUCAUGAAUGCCGUGCUGCAGUGCCUGAGCAGCACCAAGCCCCUGCGUGAUUACUGCCUGCGCCGCGACUUCCAGCAGGAGCAGCCCCCCGGCCCCCGCGCCCCCCAGGAGCUCACCGAAGCCUUCGCCGAUGUCAUCGCCGCCCUCUGGCACCCCGACUCCUCCGAGGCCGUCAACCCCGGGCGCUUCAAGGCCGUGUUCCAGAAAUACGUGCCCUCCUUCACGGGUUACAGCCAGCAGGACGCGCAGGAAUUCCUCAAGUUCUUCAUGGACCGGCUGCACGUGGAGAUCAACAGGAAGGGCCGGCGCACCCCCAGCAUCCUGUCGGACACACGGAGAGCCCCGGCCCUGGAGGACCCCGAAACGCUCAGCGACGACGAGCGCGCCAACCAGAUGUGGAAGCGCUACCUGGAGAGGGAGGACAGCAAGAUCGUGGAUCUCUUUGUGGGGCAGCUGAAGAGCUGCCUCAAGUGCCAGGCCUGCGGCUACCGCUCCACCACCUUCGAGGUGUUCUGCGACCUCUCGCUGCCCAUCCCAAAGAAAAGCUUUGCCGGGGGCAAGGUCUCGCUGCACGACUGCUUCAGCCUCUUCACCAAGGAGGAGGAGCUGGACUCGGAGAACGCCCCGGUGUGUGACAAGUGCCGGCAGCGCACGCGCAGCACCAAGAAGUUGACGAUCCAGCGCUUCCCACGCAUCCUGGUGCUCCACCUGAACAGGUUCUCCACCACGCGCUACUCCAUCAAGAAAUGCUCCGUCUUCGUGGACUUCCCGCUGCAGCAGCUCAACCUGCGCGAGUUCGCCAGCGAGAAGGCCGGCAGCCCUGUCUACAGCCUGUACGCUCUGUGCAACCACUCGGGCAGCGUGCACUACGGGCACUACACGGCGUUCUGCCGCGACCCCGCCGGUUGGCGCGUCUACAACGACUCCCGCGUCUCGCCCAUCAGCGAGAACCAGGUGCCGUCCAGCGAGGGCUACGUGCUGUUCUACGAGCUGGAGGAGCCGCCCGGCCGCAGAGCCUGAGAGCCCCGAGCGGAGCCGCCUGCGGGGCCGGGGCUGCGGGGGAACGGCCGGGACCCUGCCCGGGACACACCGGGAACCCCCCGGGAUCCUCCGGGAUCCCCCGGACCCGCGAAGAGGGGGGUGCGGGGG
Messenger RNA from Melospiza melodia melodia, 1598 nucleotides. RefSeq names its product ubiquitin carboxyl-terminal hydrolase 21-like. Lineage: Eukaryota; Metazoa; Chordata; Aves; Passeriformes; Passerellidae. Gene Ontology annotation, biological process: protein deubiquitination. Gene Ontology annotation, molecular function: cysteine-type deubiquitinase activity. The record is from RefSeq and is a predicted model, not a curated record. Gene Ontology annotation, cellular component: cytoplasm.